GCCAUAUGAUUUUGUUUUGACUUCGUUUUUUUUUGUUUUUCCCAACAAAACUCGUGCAAAAUGUUUAAUUUAGUAAUUAGGUAAUAAGAACCCGUGCAAUAACUAGUUUUAGAGUAGCCACCCCAGCGGUGACUGACCUGGCCAGCGAUUGACCACCCCGGCGAUUGGAGAGCGUGAUUCGGCCUUUUGGGGGCCAGAAACAUGUCAGCAGCCGUGGCCGAGCACUGUUUGUUGUUGUUGUUGGUGCUGGUGCUGCCUGUUGCCAGGCAACGAAAAACGCAAACACAACAAGUUACGGUUACGUCGCUGUUCGGGCCACUUCCUUCCGGUCUCAUUUCUGCACCGUAAUACAAUUUUCCACAUUCUCCAACUGCGCGGAACCCCAAAGGAACCAAGAAACCCCGAAGAAAAGAAAAAUUCCUAUAGGAAUCCCAGGAGUCGCAAGUGAAGGAUCGCCCCAUUCGGAGGAACAUUUGGAUGUACCUGGAAACUGGAGCAGAGCUCCGGGAUACUCUUUUGGAUACUUACCACGACAUAAUGCAGCAGCAACCACAAGAGGAAAGGAAACCUACAGAAUCAAGUGAAUAAAAUAAACCCACGCACCGCCAUUGCCUUACGUCCGAAAGAGACAGCCACACAGAGGAACGAAAGAGAGAGAGCGAGCUUAAAAGAAAAGGAAUUUCACACUGAAAGUGCAACGAAAGGGAAGGAAGAAAGGAGGAACCUAAACAAAGUAGCAAUAAAUAGAACUGUAAGCAAAUGACCACGCGCCUGGCACCCCAGCGUCAGUUCAUCAUUUCGACGCGCUCUGCCGUGGCCAGUGCCAGCGCCAGUGGCGUCGUUGUGGAUGCCAUCCAGGCGGAGACAGCGGAGGAGCUGCAGCAGCAACAGCAGCAGCUGCUGCAGGAGGAUGUGCUGACCGUUGAGGUGGAGAACAGCAGCACCAACAACAACAACCACACCACAGCGAGCUCCGUGAACGCAUCGCCCACGCAUGCCGAGCAGUUCGAGUUCUGCACGGAGGAUGGUGUUGUUGUCUCCGCCACCCUGGAGGAUGUCAUGACGCAGGUAAGUCCUUGCCCAGCUGCCCAAUCUUGGCUGAAACUAACUCUGUUUUCCUGUCAGAACUGCCAGCUCCUGCAGAAGAAAUUAAGCGAAGGCGACGACUCAGUCACGGGCAAUGCCACAGCAGCCGAGCAGCUGGAGGUGAUACGCGUCGUCCUGCCCAUGGAUGCCAGCGACUCGAGCAACGAGGCCCACACCCAUAUCCAUGGGCAUGUGGUCAACAGCAACAGCAGCGACAUCGGCGGCACCAUCACCACCACAGAGCCCAAUGGCAGCACCAUCACCCACUCCAUACCCAUACACAGCAUGGCGGACCUCAGCGCCAUCAAGAAUGGCGUCGAUCUGGCCCAGCAGGUGGCCAAUGGCCAAGUGACCGUGGUGCAGGCCACCGAGGAUGAUGACGGCACGCCAUUCAUCACCGUUACGGUUUCCGGCCAGGAGCAGAACUACCAGGUGCAAUAUGUGGACUCGGAGCUGUACCACAGCAACUCCAGCCAGACGCAAAUGACAUAUCCGUUCUGCCCGGUGGGCGAUUACCAGGGCAAUGGUCAGACAUACUACUCGACCACGUCGACGGGCCAGUAUGCGGUGACGACGCCGUCGGCUGGGGGCAGUACGGCGGGCAAUGCGGCCCACUCCACGACACUGCCCUACCUGGUGCCCGUGGAGGAGGGCCUGCUGCUGAAUGGCUCCUCGCAGUCGCACGGCCGCGACUCGCCGCACAGCCUGACGGUGAGUAGGGAGCGGGGACGGGAGUGGGAGCCACCUGAGCCAACUGUGACUACAUUGACUAACCCUUGGGCCACCCUUGGGCUGCAGCACGAGGUUGCCUACAUCCAGGAGGCGCAGAGCACGCCCCAGACGCCCACCUCGACGACGACCACCAACUCGGCCAGCGGCGGCAGCCUCGGGACGGGCGGCGGAGGCGCCUCACCCGAUUCGGAUCAGAGUGCGCUCGGCAACAGCAACAAGAUUGCCUCGGCAACGAUCAAAUGGUUGUCACGCAACUACGAGACGGCCGACGGUGUCAGCCUGCCCAGGUCCACCCUGUACAACCACUACAUGCAGCAUUGCAACGAGCAGAAGCUGGAGCCCGUGAAUGCAGCCAGUUUCGGCAAGCUGAUACGCUCCGUGUUCUCCGGCCUGCGCACACGUCGCCUGGGUACCCGCGGCAACUCCAAGUACCACUACUAUGGCAUCCGCAUCAAGCCUGGCUCCCUGCUGAACCAUCACUCCAUGGAGGACAACAAGUCGAUGCACGGCUACGGGCCAGCCUCCGGCAACGGGGCCCUGGUUAGCGUCAGCAGCAGCACCUCCGGCCAGAUGGCGGGCUCCAAUGGCAGCAUGGGCAUGGCAGGGUCCACCAGCCAGCGGAACGGCACGUCCAAGAAGCACAGCUUCAAGCCAGAGACCUACGAGGCAUGCAUCCAGUACAUUGGCGAUGGGAGCAGUGCCCUGCCCUCGUUUCCGCCCAUCGAGCUGAGUCACAGCUUCAGCACUGAGCUAACGCUGGAGGAUGUGGACACGUUUAGGGCCCUGUACCGUGAGCACUGCGAGUCCUUCCUGGAUGCCGUGCUGAAUCUGGAAUUUGGCACCGUGGAGUUUCUGCUGCGCGACUUCUGGCGUGCCAGCGACAACAACAAUCUGGAGGAGUGCGAGGAGGAGAAGUACUUGAGCAAGACGAAGCUGUAUCUGUUGUGCCACUGCGCAGAAGUGCAAAAAUUCGUACGAGAGGUGGACUAUCAGUUUUACCAGAACACAGUGGAUGUCAUUAUUCCCGAUGUGCUGCGCUCCAUACCGAAUGCCCUGACCCAGGCCAUUCGUAAUUUUGCCAAGAAUCUGGAGCUGUGGCUGUGCGAGAGCAUGAUGGGUGUGCCGGAGCAGUUGGCCCAGAUCAAGACCAGCUCCGUCUCCGCCUUCUGCCAGACACUGCGUCGCUACACCUCGCUCAAUCAUCUGGCGCAGGCCGCACGUGCAGUGCUCCAGAACGGAGCACAAAUCUCCCAAAUGCUGAGCGAUCUGAAUCGCGUGGAUUUCCACAAUGUACAGGAACAAGCCGCCUGGGUGAGUCAGUGUGCUCCGUCUGUGGUGCAGAGAUUGGAGAGCGACUUCAAGGCCGCACUGCAGCAACAGAGCUCGCUGGAGCAGUGGGCCAGCUGGCUGCAGCUCGUGGUCGAGUCAGCCAUGGAGGAGUAUACGGGCAAGCCAACAUAUGCGCGUGCCGCCCGCCAAUUCCUGCUCAAGUGGAGCUUCUACAGCUCGAUGAUCAUUCGGGACUUGACGCUGCGCUCGGCCUCAAGCUUUGGCAGCUUCCACCUGAUAAGACUUCUGUUCGACGAGUACAUGUUCUAUCUGGUGGAGCACAAGAUAGCCGAGGCGCAGCAGAAGACGGCCAUUGCAGUUAUUUGUGAGCGCAUGAAGAAAGAGAUGGACUUUGAAUUCGAGUGCCAGUUUGCGUACAUAACCAGCGAAACGGAGCAGCAGCAGAAUACUCCCAGCUCGGUCAGUGGCGGGGAUGUUGGCAACGAGGCGAAGCGACUGAAGCAGGAAUGAGUUGAGGAAAUGGAAAUGAAAGUGGAAGUGAAAGUGGAAGCAAUGAAACUAGUAUUCAUAGUAAACGAUUUUAUGUAAUCCGUUAAAGCGUAAUUGUUAUCCCGAUCAGUGUGCACCAGUCCCCCCCGUCACCCAUAUAUUCAGCUCUGCAUUUAAUAGUCGAACCCCGUGUGUUGUACGUAUCCGUGUGUUAGUUUGUAGUCCUAAGUUCCCAGACUCUAAGCGUAGUCAGUCGUCGAUCAGUUUUAGUAGUAACAUUCUAGGCAGACUCAAGACUCAUAGCUAUGAGUGAGAGAUGAGCAUUGCCCCCGCAUUGAAGUGAAGAGCCGUCCAGCAGGCAGGAGGCAGCCGGCGGCAGCAAGGCAUAAGCCGCAAAAGCAACGCCUGGCCUUGCCUGCCCGCCCGCCCGAUCAACUGAUCUGAUCUCUGAUCUUUGAUCUCUGAUCGAUCCGUGUAUUCAUAAGAAACAUUUUAGUUUAAGUACAUGUGCAUUAAUAUCUGUAAUUUAUGUCUAACUCAAACGUCUAUUGUCUACUGUCGUCUACUACUACUGUCAACGAUAACGUUAACUCCUUGUGUUUGUUUAAGAGCGGAGAGAGCGGAGAGUGCAUCAGUUUUGUCUGGUUUCAAUGAACUAACUUGUAUCUUGUAUGUCACAGCGCACAGCGCACGGCGCACAUUCGCACACAUAGAUACACAGAACACACACAAAGACACUCACAGGUACAUAGAUCACUUCACGCACACUGAAAGCGAAAGCGAGAGAGUUCGAUUUUAUAGAUUUUAGCGAAA
Drosophila subobscura is the source of this 4410-nucleotide messenger RNA. It is a transcript of the gene Rfx, whose product is annotated as DNA-binding protein RFX2. The record is from RefSeq and is a predicted model, not a curated record. The transcript is spliced from 9 exons. The coding region runs from base 760 to 3618 and encodes 952 amino acids. Gene Ontology annotation, biological process: regulation of transcription by RNA polymerase II. Gene Ontology annotation, molecular function: DNA-binding transcription factor activity, RNA polymerase II-specific; RNA polymerase II cis-regulatory region sequence-specific DNA binding. NCBI's taxonomy places the organism in Eukaryota, Metazoa, Arthropoda, Insecta, Diptera, Drosophilidae.